AUGGUUAAUUUUCAAAGGACUUGUCGGACUUGUAUGAAGAAUGAUGAUAAAUCUUUGAUAAAUUUGUUUGAUCUUUUCAAAACGGAAAAUAAUACUUCUUUAAAACUUGCCGACGUUUUAAUGCAAGCUACAUCUCUGCAGAUUGCUGAAAAAGAUGGUCUCCCGCAAAACCUUUGUAGUGUAUGUGAAAAAACUUUACAAGUAUUGUAUACUUUUAGGAAGCAAGCACAUAAAUCAGAAAGUGAACUUAAAAAAAUUAUAUUGACAUCUGCAGUGAUUAAGAAUGAAAAUAGUGAAACUGAUUUUAAAAAUGAAAGUCAAUGUGACUAUGUUAAUUAUUUAGAUAAUUUUUCAGUACAAGAUGCUUUACCAACAUCAAAUCAGGGUAAAGAUUUAAGUGAUAAUUAUGUGAAUGAUAAUGAAAUAGAAGAGACGGAUGUUAAGGUAAAAGUAGAAAAUAUAACUGAUUUGUAUAAAUGUACAGAUUGUUCUAUAACAUUCGAAAACCAAAAGUGCUUAGGUUUACAUUUAAAGGAGCAUAAAAAAGAUGAAUUACUUAAAUGUAAUCAAUGCGAUAUACAGUUUGAUUCAAAAAAAUUACUUGUAGAGCACAAAAAGCAGCACUCUGGCUCUAAGGAGAACAAUGACUUCAAAGAUCUGUACAGGUGUUUACAGUGCAUGCGGACAUUUGUGACGGAGGAGGAGUUUGUUAAAUGUGUUCUUCUUCACAAUGGUAUCAGUGAAAGUAAAAUUAAGGAAGAAGAAUCAGGGGGGUUCAAGUGUACAGUAUGUGAUCAGAUUUUUAAAAAAUAUCGUUCACUCAUAUCCCAUUUUAAAAAACAUUCAAAAGUGAAAAAGAAAAAGUUGUUUACAUGUGAUUACUGUAACAGGGGAUUUACACAAAAAGGCCCCCUGAAAAGACAUCUUGCAUUACAUACUAAAGAAAAGCCUUAUAAAUGCACAGAAUGCCCUCAAACCUAUUCCCGACACGAUGCCUGGGUGACUCAUAUGCGCAAACAUAGGGGCAUCAAACCUUAUGCUUGUGAACAUUGUGAUAAAGCAUUUCUGCAACUUUGUUCAUUAAAAGAUCACAUAAGAACACACACGGGAGAAACUCCGUUCUUAUGCUCUGAAUGUGGAAGAGGUUUCAAAAAUAGUUCUAAUUUACGGCAACAUUUGAAGCGUCAUACAGGAGUUAAACCAUUUUCGUGCAACUUGUGCCCUCUCACUUUUUGCACUAAAGGCCAAAUGAAAUGCCACAUGGACACGCACACCGGCGUACACCCGUACUCCUGCGACGACUGCGGGGCGUCCUUCACCAAGUCCAGCUCACUGAAGAAACACAAAUUCAUACAUCUCGGCAUCAAACCUUUUGCAUGCGACGGAUGCAACAUGAGCUUCUCGUGCAAGGACCACCUAAAGCGGCACCGGCGCACGCACACGGGCGAGAAGCCCUACCGCUGCGCGCGCUGCCCGCGCGCCUACACGCAGAGCAACGACCUCGCCAAGCACAUGCGCGUGCACGUCGGCCAGAACAUAUACGCAUGUACGGUGUGUGGAGCAAAGUUCCGCCUGCUGCGGGAGCUGCGGCAGCACUACCCGAUACACUACGCGGCGGCGGGGGAGGCGGGGGAGGGGGACGGGGAGUUGGAGGGGGAGGCGGGGGAGGGGAUAGUGGAGGGAGAGGGGCGCAUUACGAUCACCUUCAACAGGAGCGUGCUGGCCGAGGGCGGCGCGGGGGACGUCACCAUCAACAUCGGCGCCGAGAAAAUCAAC
This is a messenger RNA of Brenthis ino (lesser marbled fritillary), 1776 nucleotides long. Lineage: Eukaryota; Metazoa; Arthropoda; Insecta; Lepidoptera; Nymphalidae. The record is from the annotation of a GenBank genome assembly.